UGUUAAUUGGUUUUCCAUUGUCUUGUGUGAGCUCUUAUUUCCAUUAUUUCAUAUUUAAUGAAUUUUUUUCUGUAUUUUACUUGUCUAAUACAAGUAUGUAGUCUCACCACAAAGAUAUCAGAAAAAAUCUUUAGACUCUGCCUUGCUUAUUCAAGAGUCCUUUGUGCAUCACAGAAGUUAGACCAGAGCCAGGAGUGGCAACACAUGUCUUCAAUCCCAGCACGCAGGAGGCAGAGGCAGGUCACCUCUUGUAAAGCUGAUACAAGCCUGGUCUAUAUAGUAAGUUCUAGGACAGCCAAGGCUGCAUAGAAACAGAGUGUCUAAAAAAAAAAGUUAAUUAAUUAAAUAACAAAAGCCAGGACCUGGAUCUAUUUCUGAAGUGAAUGUGUCAUAAUCAUCACACGAUGGCAUUGAUUCGUGAUCGAAAGUUUCAGCACAGCCCAGAGAUGAGCAAAUGCCAUAAUUACAACCUCAAGCCAGCAAAGCAGUAUGCUUCUCCAGGACAGCUGAAACAAAGAUCUGCACUAAUCACCUGCCAGUCCAGAGAAAAUGUGUCUCCACUGUUCCUUGUUCGAGUCAUUGCUGCAGCCAUGGCAAUUCGCUUCAUUGUUAUCACAGUGAUGUGGUUUGUUGUUUUUAUAACUUUGUUAUGCAACAAUGAAAUCCCAGUUUCCUCGAGAGAAGGUUACUGUGGCCCAUGCCCUGACAACUGGAUAUGUCAUAGAAACAACUGUUACCAAUUUUUUAAUGACAACAAAACCUGGAACGAGAGCCAAGCUUCGUGUCUGUCUCAAAAUUCCAGCCUUCUGAAGAUAUACAAUAAAGAGGAGCAGGAAUUCUUAAAGCUGGUGAAGUCAUAUCACUGGAUUGGACUAGUCCAUACUGAAGCAAAUGGAUCCUGGCAGUGGGAAGAUGGCUCCUCUCUCUCAUCCAACCAAUUAACACUGGUGGAAAUGCCGAGCGGAUCCUGUGCUCUCUACGCCUCAAGCUUUAAGGCCUACAUGGAAGACUGUUCAAACCCGAACACUUACAUCUGCAUGAAGACGGCAAUGUAAAGAGUUCAUGAACCAUCUCCAACAAGAUAAGGGAUUGUUCCAGGAGAAACUGGGACUGAAAAAGAAGAGACAAACAUAACAGAAACAUAAAAUAGCAGACCUGUGCCCUCCAGAAACAAAUAACAGAACAAUUAGAUGUAGCCCAUGGCAGCUCAGUCUCCAAGUGGUUCUCUAGAAAUGGGAACAGGGACUGUCUCUGAUAUGAACUCAGUGGCUCCCUCUUUGAUCACCUCCUCCUGACUGGAAAGCAGCCUUACCAUGCCACAGAGAAAGACAAUGAAGACAGUCCUGAUGAAACUGGAUAAGCUAGGGUCAGAUGGAAGGGGAGGAGGACCUCCCCUAUCAGUGGACAUGAGAGGGUUGGAAGGGGAUGAGGGAGGAGCUGCAGUGGGGACACAAAGUGAAUAAACUGUAAUUUAUAAAUUUUUUAAAAAGA
Meriones unguiculatus (Mongolian gerbil) is the source of this 1491-nucleotide messenger RNA. It is a transcript of the gene Klrk1, whose product is annotated as killer cell lectin like receptor K1. NCBI's taxonomy places the organism in Eukaryota, Metazoa, Chordata, Mammalia, Rodentia, Muridae. Gene Ontology annotation, cellular component: external side of plasma membrane. The transcript is spliced from 7 exons. Gene Ontology annotation, molecular function: signaling receptor activity. Bases 384 to 1055 code for a protein of 223 amino acids. Gene Ontology annotation, biological process: positive regulation of natural killer cell mediated cytotoxicity. The record is from RefSeq and is a predicted model, not a curated record.